Molecule: messenger RNA, 2284 nt
Organism: Prosopis cineraria
Lineage: Eukaryota; Viridiplantae; Streptophyta; Magnoliopsida; Fabales; Fabaceae
Product: wall-associated receptor kinase-like 22
Biological process (GO): cell surface receptor signaling pathway; protein phosphorylation
Cellular component (GO): plasma membrane
Molecular function (GO): protein serine/threonine kinase activity; ATP binding
Source: RefSeq, a predicted model, not a curated record
AUGAAACUUGCUCCAUUUUACAUUCUUCUGCUCCUGUCUGUGCUUUCUCAAUGUUGCUGCCAACAACAAUACCUCAACUACACUAUAGAUGACUGUUCUUACAACGACACCUCAAGAGUAGGAUAUGUCUGUGGCCUCCAACCAUGCACCUCCUUCGUAGCUUUCAGAUCCCAACCUCCCUAUAACACUCCUCUAAGCAUUGCCAAUCUUCUUGGCUCCCAAGCAUCUUCUAUAGCCUCCAUCAACAACAUCUCAAGCAUUAACAACAUUUCUUCCAAUCAAAACGUGAUUGUACCAAUCUAUUGUUCAUGUUCCGGCAAUAUCUACCAGCAUGCCGCUUCUUUCACCAUUAGGAAAGGCGACACGAUUUAUGAAGUGGUCAGCUCUGUUUAUCAAGGCCUAGCCAAUUGCCAGAUGACAGUACGUCAAAAUUAUUACGCCCCCACCAAUCUCUCCAUCGGAGACCAGAUUACAGUCCCAGUAUUAUGUGCUUGUCCCACUGAUAACCAGACCUCAGACGGGGUCUCAUUCCUACUAGUUGAUACCCUCAAGGAUGGGGAAUCGCCUGAGUCAGUUGCACAGGCCUUUGGUGUGGAUGAACACAGUAUGUUAACUGCUAAUGAGUUGCCUUCAAACGCCACUAUCACUGCCUUGAGCCCAAUUAUAGUUCCCCUCAAUUCCUCCGCUUGCAAACUCAAUCCACAUGCAUUCUACUGCACCUGUUCUUUCUCAGGAAUACCUUCCAAUUCCAGUUUCAUCACUCUCUAUUGUGCUCAUCUUCAAAAUGAUGCUGAUCGUUUCCCCAUCAGAUUGGUUGCUUCCUUAGGAGUUGGUACUGGUGCUGGUUUUUUAUGCUUAUUUCUUUUGGGUUACAAGUUAUACCGAUGCCUAAAACUAAAGCAAGAAAGAGUUCGUAAGGAAAAAUUGUUCAGGAAAAACGGUGGCCACUUGCUACAAGAAAAGAUGUCAAGUAUUGAAAAUAGAGAGAAAGCAACUUUUACCGCAGAAGAGCUCGAACGAGCAACAGAUAACUACAAUCGAAGUAGGUUUCUUGGUCAAGGUGGGUUUGGAACUGUUUAUAAAGGAAUGUUACCAGAUGGCAGCAUUGUCGCAGUUAAGAAGUCGAAAGAAAUGGUGAGAAACCAGAUUGAGACUUUCACUAACGAAGUAGCGAUUCUAUCCCAAAUAAAUCACAGGAACAUUGUCAAACUCUUCGGUUGGUGCCUAGAGACUGAAGCCCCAUUAUUAGUAUAUGAAUAUAUUCCCAAUGGUACCCUUUCUCACCACAUCCAUAACCAGGAACUUGAAUCACAUCUUUCAUGGGAUGCCCGCCUUAGAAUUGCUAGUGAGGUUGCUGGGGCCGUGGCCUAUAUGCAUUCCUCAGCUUCCAUUCCCAUCUUCCAUAGAGACAUCAAAACUUCCAACAUACUCCUAGAUCAUAAGUACAGUGCCAAAGUAUCUGAUUUUGGGACUUCCAGAUCAGUCCCAAACGAUAGGACUCACUUAACCACAGUGGUACAAGGCACUUUUGGGUAUGAUCCCGAAUACUUCCAAUCCAGUCAAUUCACAGAUAAAAGUGAUGUAUAUAGCUUUGGGGUUGUGCUUGUGGAGCUCAUUUGUGGAAGGAAACCCAUUACCUUCUCAGAAGAAGACCAAGGUCAAAACCUUGUUGCAGAAUUCAUUUCUUUGAUGAAGAAGGGCCAGGUUUUUGAGAUUGUAGAUGCUAGAGUUGUACAUGAAGGAAGGAAAGAUGAUAUUCUUAGCAUUGCAAAUCUUGCAAAGAGAUGCUUGAGACUGAAUGGGAAGAAGAGACCCACAAUGAGAGAGGUUUCAGCAGAGCUAGAAGCAUUGAGAAAGACACAGAAUACCUUAAAGAUUACUGAAUGUUCUCUUGAGUUUCCACAUGAUAGAAAUUCGACUAAGCAAGCCACUCCUGAAUCAGACCAAGAAUCCAUAGAAGAAAGCACACCAUUGGUUUUCCAAAUAGACUCUAUAUCCAUCUAAAAGUGAAGUAGAUACCCACUACAUUGUUUCUUCCUUUUUGUGGGUACACAGGGUCCAUUUACUCAGGAGGAGAGAUUGUACCAUCAACAAAAUUCUAGAAAGUGCAGCAAGAGAGAAGAAUAAGACAUGAAAGUUGGGUAGUUUGAUGCCAUAAGAUUACAAAAGCGUGCAGAACAGAAAGAUAGUAGAUAAGACAAGAGUAAGAUUGUAUUUCAUUGCUUUCAUGUAGUGUACAUGCACAGAUAUAUAGUACUCAGUCUCAACUGCAUCUUUUUUUUUU